Messenger RNA from Rana temporaria (common frog), 1135 nucleotides. It is a transcript of the gene VTA1, whose product is annotated as vesicle trafficking 1. The transcript is spliced from 8 exons. Gene Ontology annotation, biological process: late endosome to vacuole transport via multivesicular body sorting pathway. The coding region runs from base 78 to 992 and encodes 304 amino acids. Gene Ontology annotation, cellular component: multivesicular body. The record is from RefSeq and is a predicted model, not a curated record. NCBI's taxonomy places the organism in Eukaryota, Metazoa, Chordata, Amphibia, Anura, Ranidae.
GACGGGCGGAAGCGGAAGAGCUGUGUGUGUGUAUUGUGUCUUGUGCUGUCACUGUAUUUUUGUGUGAGGGGACAGAGAUGGCUGCUCAGCUGCCCUCCAUUCCGGCACAGUUCAAGUCUAUCCAGCAUCACCUGAGGACAGCACAGGAACAUGAGAAGAGGGACCCUGUGGUGUCUUAUUACUGUCGCUUGUAUGCUAUGCAAACUGGAAUGAAGAUUGAUAGCAAGAGUCCAGAGUGCAGGAAAUUCCUUUCAAAACUCAUGGAUCAGUUGGAAACACUAAAGAAACAGCUUGGAGACUGCGAGUCCAUAACUCAGGAGAUCGUUGGCAGCGCUCACGUGGAGAAUUAUGCACUGAAAAUGUUCCUGUAUGCAGACAAUGAAGACAGAGCUGGGAGGUUUCAUAAGAACAUGAUAAAGUCUUUUUAUACAGCUAGCCUUUUGCUUGAUGCAUUAACUGUAUUUGGCGAGCUGACUGAAGAGAAUGUCCAACACAGAAAAUAUGCCAGAUGGAAGGCAACAUAUAUUCAUAACUGCCUUAAGAAUGGGCAGACACCAGAAUCUGGGCCAAUUGGACUAGAGGGGGAAGAUUAUGAUGAAAAUGAUGAUCAGGCAAUGUUUUCCAUGACUGGUCAAGCAUCGGAACGAACAUCUUCCACAUAUCAACCUGGAAAUGUGCCAUCAUCUAAUUUCACUGGUAUUCAGAUUCCCCCUGGGGCACAUGCACCUGCCAACACUCCAGCAGAACUUCCUCCCGGCUCAGGUGCAUCAGGCACAAACAUUGCUCAUCCAGUGCCACAGAACAUACCUGUUGUAGAUCCAUCACUGUAUAAUACACCAGCACAAGGUGAAGGUCGUCUGACACCAGAAGACUAUGCCAGAGCACAGAAAUACUGCAAAUAUGCUGGCAGUGCUUUACAGUACGAGGAUGUUAAUACAGCAGUGCAGAACCUCCAGAAGGCCUUGAAGCUUCUCACCACUGGCAGAGAGUGAUUGUCACACCAUGUGCAGCUCUACUUAGUGAUUCCAUCUGAAAAGUUCUUGAUUCAUAAAAGCUGCAAUGAUUCGCUCAAUUUUUAAUCCUUCAGCAACAGGGUGAAGGCUAAUCCUUUAAAUAAAUGACAGUUUACUAUGUU